CCCACUUUUCUAUAAGUAUUCAGAAAUUUAUUUUAAUUAAGUUGUCUUUAGCCCUUUGAUUUUUUUUGGCAUGCUUAUGAAUUUGCUUUUUGUUUUUAAAGACCCCCUUAUAGAUUUGUAUAGAUUUGGUUGAAAUCACAGAUGCCAUAGUCUUCAUCUUUAUAAUGCAAGUUUUCUUUCCAGGUAGAAGGACAAGAAAUAAUGAGCCAAUGCCAUAGAAACGCAAAGGGUUAAAGGUUUUUCUUUUACUUUUGUUUUGGGUACUCUUGGUAUACUUUGAACAAAUGUGUUUUUCUGCUCAAAAUACUUGCAAAAUAUUGCAAAGUUUUCAUUCAAAAUUCUAGAGUUUUGGAUUGUUACUUUUGAGAAACUAUUUCUCACACUAGAGUUCCCUCAUAUUGUAAUAGCUUAGUAAAUGCACCUACUUUGCUCUAUGCAAAUUUAUAGUUAAAACAAAAUUAUAUGCAAAGACUUUCGUGUUUUUAAUAGUUGGAGUCUGUUUUGCUAAUUGUAGUGUACAAGGGCCAUAGUGAGCCUGAUGGAAGCUUUCCUCAGGUGAGUGAGUCCCACCCUCAAAACUAAGUGCCUGUUUCUAAAAAUAGAUUUUGCUGCAGGUUUACAAAUUAGACUUCAGCCUGCAUGAAUGAAUAGGGCUAUUCUUUUUUUUACUUGCAUAAUUGUAAUUGAUUUAAACAUGUAUGUCAGAAUUCACAGGCCCAUACUAACUGUCCUUAAUUUCUUUCCUACAGCAGUACUGCUAUAUGCCAGUCCUGUCUGCAUUCUUAAGGGUGCAGUUCAACACAUCCUCUCUAGAUUAUGGUGAAAGAGUAUUCCAAAGGAAGUCUUAUCAGAGCUAGUGUCAGAAAGAAUGACACUACCAAUUGGGCAUGAUCGUCAGCAUAGGAGAUGUCUUAGAAUUUUAUUAUUUUGUCCUAAAUUUUAAUGCUAUACUACUUGUAUAGCUAAUUAUCACUUUUCUAAAGCAUAGUGUGCCUUUGGUUUUUGUUAUAUACUGUUUGGGCUUCUUUAAGAUAUUUUGCAGUUUGUAAAGCAAAUACUGAAACUUUAACCAAGAGACUAACACAUCUCUUUGUACACCACUUUUCUUUUGUGUGCAUUGUAGUAACUAGUAGAAUAAUAUAUCUUAAGUAAUAUUUCCAUUGUAAUUGUACUUUCUAAGAAAUAGAAUUAUAUAGUGGGUCAAGAAAAAAAAAAACUUUAAAAACAUGAAGCCCUUUUUAGUAAUGUGACAUGAGAAUAUGAUUGUAGGUAUAUUUUUUAUAAUCAGAUUUUCUAAGUUACAACUGUUUAGAUGAAAAACUUACUUUAGUCAGUUACUGUAGUCAGGAUUUUAACAGCUUGCAACAGGUAAUGUUUUGAAUAUAAAUAUCUUUCCAAAGUGUUACUAAUGGUAAAGAGAUAAUUUUCUAGGCUUCUAUUCUGCUGCUUGAAGUCAGAACUGCUGAUGGAGACAAAGGCACGAAAGUGAGGGAAGACCCCUGAUCCUAAAAUGAAUGCUAGAACUUACAUGGAUGUUAUGCGAGAACAGCAUUUGACUAAGGAAGAGAGAGAAAUUAGGCAACAACUAGCAGAAAAAGCUAAAGCUGGAGAACUAAAAGUCGUCAAUGGAGCAGCAGCCUCCCAGCCUCCCUCAAAACGAAAACGGCGCUGGGAUCAAACUGCUGACCAGACUCCUGGUGCCACUCCCAAAAAGCUAUCAAGUUGGGAUCAGGCAGAGACACCGGGACAUACCCCUUCUUUAAGAUGGGAUGAGACACCAGGUCGUGCAAAAGGAAGUGAAACUCCUGGAGCAACCCCAGGCUCAAAGAUAUGGGAUCCUACACCUAGUCACACACCUGCUGGAGCUGCUACUCCUGGUCGAGGUGAUACGCCAGGCCAUGCAACCCCAGGCCACGGGGGUGCGACUUCCAGUGCUCGUAAAAACAGAUGGGAUGAGACCCCCAAAACAGAAAGAGAUACUCCUGGGCAUGGAAGUGGAUGGGCUGAGACUCCUCGAACAGAUCGAGGUGGAGACUCUAUUGGUGAAACACCAACUCCUGGAGCAAGUAAAAGAAAGUCUCGUUGGGAUGAAACACCGGCUAGUCAAAUGGGUGGAAGCACUCCUGUUUUGACACCAGGAAAAACACCAAUUGGCACACCAGCGAUGAAUAUGGCUACCCCCACUCCAGGUCAUAUAAUGAGCAUGACUCCUGAACAGCUUCAGGCUUGGAGGUGGGAGAGGGAAAUUGAUGAGCGAAACCGCCCACUUUCUGAUGAAGAAUUAGAUGCUAUGUUCCCAGAAGGAUACAAGGUACUUCCCCCUCCAGCUGGUUAUGUUCCUAUUAGAACUCCGGCUCGAAAGCUGACAGCAACUCCGACACCUUUGGGCGGUAUGACUGGUUUCCACAUGCAGACUGAAGAUAGAACUAUGAAAAGUGUUAAUGACCAGCCAUCUGGGAACCUUCCAUUUUUAAAACCUGACGACAUUCAGUACUUUGAUAAACUGUUGGUUGAUGUUGAUGAAUCAACACUUAGUCCAGAAGAGCAAAAAGAGAGAAAAAUAAUGAAGUUGCUUUUAAAAAUUAAGAAUGGUACACCUCCAAUGAGAAAGGCUGCCUUACGUCAGAUUACUGAUAAAGCUCGAGAAUUUGGAGCUGGACCUUUGUUUAACCAGAUUCUUCCACUGUUGAUGUCGCCUACACUUGAGGAUCAAGAGCGACAUUUACUUGUGAAAGUUAUUGAUAGAAUAUUGUAUAAACUUGAUGACUUAGUACGACCAUAUGUGCACAAGAUUCUUGUGGUUAUCGAGCCACUGUUAAUUGAUGAAGAUUACUAUGCUAGAGUGGAAGGCCGAGAAAUUAUUUCCAAUUUAGCAAAGGCUGCUGGUCUGGCCACUAUGAUUUCUACCAUGAGACCUGAUAUAGAUAACAUGGAUGAAUAUGUCCGAAACACAACAGCUAGAGCUUUUGCUGUCGUAGCCUCUGCUCUGGGCAUUCCUUCUUUAUUGCCCUUCUUAAAAGCUGUGUGUAAAAGCAAAAAGUCUUGGCAAGCGAGGCACACUGGUAUUAAGAUUGUACAACAGAUAGCUAUUCUCAUGGGCUGUGCUAUCUUGCCACAUCUCAGAAGUUUAGUUGAAAUCAUUGAACAUGGUCUUGUGGAUGAACAGCAGAAAGUUCGUACCAUCAGUGCUUUGGCCAUUGCUGCUUUGGCUGAAGCAGCAACUCCUUAUGGUAUUGAAUCUUUUGAUUCUGUGCUCAAGCCCCUGUGGAAGGGUAUCCGCCAACACAGAGGAAAGGGUCUGGCCGCUUUCUUAAAGGCUAUUGGGUAUCUUAUUCCCCUUAUGGAUGCAGAAUAUGCCAACUACUAUACUAGAGAAGUGAUGUUAAUCCUUAUUCGAGAAUUCCAGUCUCCUGAUGAAGAAAUGAAGAAAAUUGUUUUGAAGGUGGUGAAACAAUGUUGUGGAACAGAUGGUGUGGAAGCAAACUACAUUAAAACAGAGAUUCUUCCUCCUUUCUUUAAACACUUCUGGCAACACAGAAUGGCUUUGGACAGAAGAAAUUACCGACAGUUAGUUGAUACGACUGUAGAGUUGGCAAACAAAGUAGGUGCAGCAGAAAUUAUAUCUCGGAUUGUGGAUGACCUGAAAGAUGAAGCUGAACAGUACAGGAAAAUGGUGAUGGAAACAAUUGAGAAAAUUAUGGGCAACCUAGGUGCAGCAGAUAUUGAUCACAAACUUGAAGAACAACUGAUUGAUGGUAUUCUUUAUGCUUUCCAAGAACAGACUACGGAGGAUUCAGUAAUGUUGAAUGGCUUUGGCACAGUAGUUAAUGCUCUUGGCAAACGAGUCAAACCGUACUUGCCCCAGAUCUGUGGUACAGUUUUAUGGCGUUUAAAUAACAAAUCAGCUAAAGUUAGGCAGCAAGCAGCCGACUUGAUUUCUCGAACUGCUGUUGUUAUGAAGACCUGUCAAGAGGAAAAACUGAUGGGGCACUUGGGUGUGGUGCUGUAUGAAUACUUGGGUGAAGAGUACCCUGAAGUACUGGGUAGCAUUCUUGGAGCGCUAAAAGCUAUUGUAAAUGUAAUAGGUAUGCAUAAGAUGACACCACCAAUAAAAGAUCUCCUGCCUAGACUCACUCCUAUCUUAAAGAACAGGCAUGAAAAAGUACAAGAAAAUUGUAUCGAUCUUGUUGGACGUAUUGCUGACAGGGGUGCUGAAUAUGUAUCUGCAAGAGAGUGGAUGAGGAUUUGCUUUGAGCUUUUAGAGCUCCUAAAAGCUCACAAAAAAGCUAUUCGAAGAGCUACUGUCAACACGUUUGGUUAUAUCGCAAAGGCCAUUGGCCCACAUGAUGUACUGGCUACGCUUUUAAACAACCUCAAAGUUCAGGAAAGGCAGAACAGGGUUUGUACAACUGUAGCAAUAGCCAUUGUUGCUGAAACAUGCUCACCCUUCACAGUACUCCCUGCCUUAAUGAAUGAAUACAGAGUUCCUGAACUUAACGUUCAAAAUGGGGUUUUGAAGUCACUCUCCUUCUUGUUUGAGUAUAUCGGUGAAAUGGGAAAAGACUAUAUCUAUGCUGUGACGCCCUUGCUUGAGGAUGCAUUAAUGGAUAGGGACCUUGUGCACAGACAGACAGCUAGUGCAGUGGUGCAGCACAUGUCACUUGGCGUGUAUGGGUUUGGCUGUGAAGACUCCCUGAAUCACUUACUCAACUACGUGUGGCCUAACGUGUUUGAGACCUCUCCCCACGUGAUCCAGGCAGUCAUGGGAGCUCUGGAAGGCCUGAGGGUUGCCAUUGGACCGUGCAGAAUGUUGCAGUAUUGCUUACAGGGUCUGUUUCACCCAGCUCGGAAAGUCAGAGAUGUAUAUUGGAAAAUUUACAACUCCAUCUACAUUGGCUCACAGGACGCUCUCAUAGCACAUUACCCAAGAAUCUACAAUGAUGAUAAGAACACCUAUAUUCGUUAUGAACUUGACUAUAUCUUGUAACUUUAUUUUGUGUCUAAUACAGCUGUUUCACACCUUAAACUUGCUUCAAUCUGAUGAUAUAAACUUGUAAAACAUUGCAGACCAGUGUAGAGCUGGUCAUAGAGAAGGGGUAGAAAAUCCAGUAGCAUGAUUUUUAAUAACUUUUCUUUCUGACGUUAAAUAGUAAAUGCCAGUAGUGACCAAGGACACAGUGAUUACACACACUAUACUGGAGGGAUAUCAUUUUUUUAUUCAUCUUUAUGAAGAUUUAGAAUUCAUUCCUUGUGUUUAAAGGGAAUGUUUAAUUGAGAAAUAAACAUUCGUGUACAAAAUGCUAA
Psammomys obesus (fat sand rat) is the source of this 5304-nucleotide messenger RNA. It is a transcript of the gene Sf3b1, whose product is annotated as splicing factor 3b subunit 1. Gene Ontology annotation, molecular function: mRNA binding. Gene Ontology annotation, cellular component: U12-type spliceosomal complex; catalytic step 2 spliceosome; U2 snRNP. The record is from RefSeq and is a predicted model, not a curated record. Gene Ontology annotation, biological process: spliceosomal complex assembly. The transcript has 22 exons. Bases 1511 to 4987 code for a protein of 1158 amino acids. NCBI's taxonomy places the organism in Eukaryota, Metazoa, Chordata, Mammalia, Rodentia, Muridae.